Messenger RNA from Epinephelus fuscoguttatus (brown-marbled grouper), 2181 nucleotides. It is a transcript of the gene lgals3a, whose product is annotated as lectin, galactoside binding soluble 3a. The transcript is spliced from 6 exons. The record is from RefSeq and is a predicted model, not a curated record. The coding region runs from base 169 to 1314 and encodes 381 amino acids. NCBI's taxonomy places the organism in Eukaryota, Metazoa, Chordata, Actinopteri, Perciformes, Serranidae. Gene Ontology annotation, cellular component: nucleus; immunological synapse. Gene Ontology annotation, biological process: monocyte chemotaxis; positive regulation of calcium ion import; macrophage chemotaxis. Gene Ontology annotation, molecular function: carbohydrate binding; IgE binding; laminin binding.
GUGCGUCCUUCCUUGUCCAGAGUUGUAGUUGUGAGAGCAGGACCAACGUUAGCUUGUAGUUUUAAGCCUCAGCAGGCUACAUUAGCUGGCUAACUGGCUCCUACAGCUGGAUAAUUCAUCGCUGUUAAACUCAUAUCACCUGAGAGCGGCUCACCUUCUGCCGAGAUCAUGGCAGAUUUCUCGCUGUCAGAUGCCUUAGGAGACGACACCCCGAGCUCUGCAAAGAAAAUAGGGAACACUAACCCGACUGCCCCUGCCAGUAACCCCCCACCUCCUGCAAACCCAGGAUGGCCAGGUUCAGCCCCAGGAGCGCCCACCCAGCCCUCUGCUCCGGGUGACUAUUCUGGUGGAUCAUCUGGCCCAGGGGCGCCAGGGCAGUUCCCAUUUCCCUCUGGUCCUGGAGCACCAGGGCAAUACCCCGGACCUCCUUCAGCACCUGGUGGGUUCCCCCCUGGUCCUGGGAUUCCUGGACAAUACCCACCUGCGCCAGGAGCUCCAGGGCAGUUCCCCUCCAGCCCCGGGGCCCCUGGGCAGUUUCCUGGGCAGUACCCCGGGCAGUACCCACCUGAAGGAGCUCCAGGACAGCUACCUGGAGGCCCUGUUUCUUACCCAACUGGACCAUUUCCUUCAGGGCCUGGAGCCCCGCCUGGGCCGUAUCCAAAUAUGCCUUACCCAGGAAGUCAGCCAGGAGGAGGCAAUGGGAUGUACGGACCAGGUGGUCCAGGUGCGUUCCCCCCUCCAGCUGGCCCUGGCUCUUUCCCUGCAUACCCUGUUGGUGGCUUUCCUCCAAUACCCCCUGGGUCAUGGGGAGCACCUGCGGGUGGAGGCUUUCCUCCUGCCCCUGGCCCCUUUGGUCCUGGCCCUGGGCCUAUGGGUCCAUACGGUGGGCCUUCAGCUCCAGGAGGCAUGCUGAUGGUGCCGUAUGAUCUCCCACUUCAUGCUGGGAUUAUGCCACGACUUGUAAUCACAAUAGAUGCGGAGCCUGUUCACGGUGCAGACAGGUUCCAAGUUGACUUUAUCAAAGGCCCAGAUGUCGUCUUUCACUUCAAUCCUCGAUUUCAUGAGCAAACAAUUGUCAGAAACUCCAACCUGGGUGGAUGUUGGGGGCCGGAGGAGCGGGAAGGAGGCUUUCCGUUUGUUCAGGGACGCCGUUUUGAGCUGAAGAUCCUCGUUGAGGAGGACUCGUUUAAAGUGGCGGUGGACGGCACCCACCUGAUGGAGUACGAGCACAGAGUCGGCGGGCUGGAGGAAGUGACCCUGCUGCGAGUGACUGGUGACAUCGUCCUCCACAGUGCAGCGCCGAGCAUGAUCUGAGUCUCAGAGCUGCUAAAGCACGUGCUGUAGAGGAGACCUGGGUCACACUUUACCAUCGUAUUUGAAUCCCUUUCAAAUACCAUGAUGGAGUUUUUGUGGCACAAUAGUCAGCGAGGUGCAAUCUUUACCCACCUGGCACUUGGUCAUUUAUUACAGAGCAGAUGGCAGAUUAACCCAGGUUUGCACACUAUAAUCCUUUCUGUUUUUUUCUGGAUGAUAUCUCUUUCUUUUAUGCCACUCACAAUCCAAUAUAUUUUAUGACAUAACAGUAUCAAAGUAGUGAAUGAGACAAACAGGCGUUUUAUGGAAGUACUAAUUUAUACCUGAUGAAAAGAUUGUAGGCCAAGUGGAACAUAUUUCCAUUAGUAUGCUGUAUUUUGUUUACAGUACGUGUAUGUUUAUUAUUUCAUCCUUAUAUCAAGAUCUUGAUAAGCCUUUGUAAUGCAUGAGAGUGUGAUGCUGAAAUCAACUUCCCCUUCUUAUUCAGUGCUGUCCGACCCCCCCGCCCUCAGGACUCACUGGCCUGUUAACAUACAGUCGGCUAAUGAUGAGGUUUGUUAAACGUAAUGAUACACAGACAGCAUUAAUCCUCCUGAGCUCUCAGACUGGAAGGUUGCGAUACAAAUUAUUGAUUUCAUGUUGAAGUCAAAUCAAGUGAGGCUCACAUUAAAAUGUUGGUAAAGGGGCGAGACGGGGGAUCUUAUUUGUUGCCAAAGAUACCAGUGGUACAUUAUUUUGAGAUUAUAGACUGAUUAUUACAUAAAGGGCAACAAACAAAUGACUGAUGAAACUGUUUGAUUCAGAAUGUUGUACUGUUUUCAUGAGCUGCCUGCCUGUGCACAUAAUAAAUACUAGUUUCCCUGGUCA